This is a messenger RNA of Besnoitia besnoiti, 1176 nucleotides long. RefSeq lists its product as uncharacterized. Lineage: Eukaryota; Apicomplexa; Conoidasida; Eucoccidiorida; Sarcocystidae. The record is from RefSeq and is a predicted model, not a curated record. The transcript is spliced from 4 exons. Bases 1 to 1176 code for a protein of 391 amino acids.
AUGGAUCAAGCCAGAGAGGCCGCGCAGAUGAGAACAGUGGGAGGAGAGCGCGCGCUGCAGCAUCUUCGUGCCCCUUUUGAACGACGGAUGACUCGCUCUGGCAGCGGACUCAUCGCAUGCACAGAUAGGAGAGAGAACGCAGGGGAGACACAUGGGGCAUCGGAGGAUGACGAAGUGACAUUUGUUAGAGCUGUCAACCACGGAAUAGUGGAGAUCUCCCCGGUCCGCUGCAGGUGUAGCCCAGAGGGAAGCCCCCACAAGGAACGAGCUCCAAUGGAUACGUGCCGUGACGAGUCUCUCGGGAAACCACCUUCCAGACAGACCGACGAGGAGAAGGAAAUCGCUGAGUCAGUUCCGCCAAAGGCCUCUUCCCCUGCUGAUGCAGCUUCGUGUCCGUCUCUUUCGCGUUCAGAGGGCGUGGCUCUCAUGUUCUGCAGCAACGUCAGGCACAUUGAGUUGGUCUUCGGGGAGCGGCAAGGCGACAUUGAGUUUUUCUACCGGCGGCGUCGCAUCUCCGCCGUCUGGGUACAAGGUUUCAUUGUCAGCGUCGAGGAGAGGGCUGGGCUGUUCUCCGUAGAUGAUGGAACUAAGGUGCUCGAGGGGACAUUCGACGUCUUUUCGCCGUCCGCGAGCCCUUACAGCCGGCUGGGAAGGUCCGACUCACAAACGCAUUUAGGUUGCGACGCGCCGGAAGUGGUCGUUGUUGACGACGACGAAGAAAGCCCCGGUCGUGACGACGAAACUGCAAGUCUCCCAGCGGAGGGAGAAAACCAAGGAGUUCAGGCUUCGGAGGAGACCUCUCCGGCGCGCCAGGCGGGGGCCGCCGAAGGGGCAAGGAACCGAAGGAGCGAGUGGAGAACGCAAAACGAGUGCCACGACGCAGCAGACUGCGUGCAGGAGUCCAGGGGAGGGUCCCAGUUUCUCAGGCCGAUGAGACGGCCUUCGCUACGAGGGACUCUCGGGCAGCUGAAAAAGGCGCAGCGUGAGGGGACGUACACGUCUCUGCUGCUCCAGCUUGUCCCGCUCAUGGUGGACGCCGAGGUCAUUCUUUCUUUUCAUCUGCUGCGGAUAUCGGACUGUCCGGGGCGAUGCGGAAACGCAGAGGCGGAGUGGUUAACGCAUGUCCUCAGAUGGCGCUUGUCUCUGUCCCAACGGUGUGCACCCACAGCCGGCUGA